CCGUGCGUCUCCUGCCUGUGCAUCCCUCCCGCUCGCGCUUCGUUCAGCGUGUGCGGCCCGGGCGCCGGCGAGCUUCUGCUGAGGCAAAGGGCACGCUGUACUUUGAAUUGCCCCGGGAACACGCCAGGAAAAACCCUGUUGGAGGCUGUUUCUGUGAAUUAAAGGAGAAGGAACAAGAGUGAGAAUGUCAGCCCUCAACUGGAAGCCCUUUGUGUACGGAGGGUUGGCCUCCAUCACAGCCGAAUGUGGUACAUUUCCAAUUGAUUUAACCAAGACCCGGCUCCAGAUUCAAGGCCAGACGAAUGAUGCAAACUUUAAAGAAAUUAGGUAUCGAGGAAUGUUGCAUGCAUUAGUGAGGAUAGGCAGAGAAGAAGGCCUGAAAGCGCUGUAUUCGGGGAUUGCCCCUGCGAUGUUACGCCAGGCUUCCUAUGGCACCAUCAAGAUAGGCACUUACCAGAGCUUGAAGCGAUUAUUUGUGGAACGCCCAGAAGAUGAAACCCUUCCAAUAAAUGUGGUCUGUGGAAUUCUCUCUGGAGUCAUAUCCUCAGCCAUUGCCAAUCCAACUGAUGUUUUGAAAAUAAGAAUGCAAGCACAGAGCAACGUCAUUCAAGGAGGAAUGAUAGGCAACUUCAUUAACAUUUAUCAGCAAGAGGGAACAAGAGGACUGUGGAAGGGCGUGUCCCUUACUGCUCAGAGGGCCGCUAUCGUUGUUGGUGUGGAGCUACCAGUCUACGACCUCACUAAGAAGCAUCUGAUUCUCUCAGGCCUGAUGGGAGACACUGUGUAUACUCACUUCCUUUCAAGCUUCGCCUGUGGUCUGGCUGGGGCACUGGCCUCCAACCCUGUGGAUGUUGUGAGAACACGUAUGAUGAAUCAGAGAGACCUUCGUGAUGGCAGAUGCUCUGGGUACACAGGUACCCUGGAUUGCUUGUUACAGACAUGGAAGAAAGAAGGAUUUUUUGCUCUAUAUAAAGGGUUUUGGCCAAAUUGGUUGAGACUUGGUCCUUGGAAUAUCAUUUUCUUUGUGACAUACGAGCAGUUGAAGAAAUUGGAUUUAUGACAAGUCAGGGCUGCAUGAGACAUGCCUCUGAAAAUGCUAACUUCCAAAACAGCAAAGCUUCCUGUGUUUCCCACUGCUUCUCACUGCUUCUCACUGCUUGACUCGUCAUGGAUUCUGGGGUGUGAGCAACAGAUGAAGACUGGGUUAGUUCAGACUGCUGUGUGUUGGCAUCCGGCAGUCUGCGUCAAACAUUUAAUGGCAUCAACCGUAACAUUCAGACACUAGUCCUUACCAUCAAAGUGCCCUUCAACGUCAAAGAUAAUGUGCAAUGCAUGUUUUUGUUAAAGAAAACUUGCAAGAAGAUCAGGAACUGUGAACUGUUUUCUUCA
This is a messenger RNA of Miniopterus natalensis, 1389 nucleotides long. RefSeq names its product solute carrier family 25 member 30 (gene SLC25A30). The record is from RefSeq and is a predicted model, not a curated record. Lineage: Eukaryota; Metazoa; Chordata; Mammalia; Chiroptera; Miniopteridae. Gene Ontology annotation, biological process: transmembrane transport.